Molecule: messenger RNA, 1623 nt
Organism: Orbilia oligospora ATCC 24927
Lineage: Eukaryota; Fungi; Ascomycota; Orbiliomycetes; Orbiliales; Orbiliaceae
Exons: 5
Coding region: 1-1623 (540 amino acids)
Biological process (GO): glyoxylate cycle
Cellular component (GO): cytoplasm; peroxisomal matrix
Molecular function (GO): malate synthase activity
Source: RefSeq, a predicted model, not a curated record
AUGCCUCCAGUUGAGACUCUCCUCGAAGGUGUCCAGAUCUUUGGACGUGUCGACGACAUCCACAAGCCGAUCCUUACUAAGGACGCCGUUGCCUUCAUUGCCACCCUUCACCGCACUUUCAAUGGUCGCCGCAAGGAACUCCUUCAAAGACGCAUCUUAAGACAAGCAGAGAUUGACCGAGGUGUUCUCCCCGAUUUCCUUCCAGAAACAAGGCACGUUCGUGAAGACCCAACAUGGCAAGGUGCCCCCCCAGCCCCAGGUCUUGAAGACCGACGGGUUGAAAUUACAGGCCCUACCGACCGCAAAAUGGUUGUAAACGCCCUGAACUCUAAUGUUUGGACCUAUAUGGCCGAUUUUGAAGAUUCGAAUGCCCCAUCGUGGGAAAAUAUGGUCAAUGGCCAAGUCAACCUACACGAUGCGAUUCGGCGUCAGGUCGAUUUUAAGCUACAGGGAAAAGAUUAUAAACUUCGUACAGACCGAAAGCUUCCUACUUUGAUUGUCCGCCCACGAGGCUGGCAUUUGGAAGAAAAACAUGUCGUUGUUGACGGUGAACCAGUAUCCGGUGGAUUGUUCGAUUUCGGUCUUUACUUCUUUCACAACGCUCAUGAGCUUGUCAAGAGAGGUGCAGGACCUUAUUUCUAUCUACCAAAAAUGGAGUCCCAUCUCGAGGCCCGGCUUUGGAACGACGUUUUUAACUUGGCACAGGAUACCGUUGGCAUGAAGAGGGGGACAAUCCGCGCCACGGUGCUCAUAGAAACUAUCUUGGCUGUUUUUGAGAUGGAUGAAAUAAUUUACGAACUACGAAACCAUUCGUCUGGCUUGAACUGCGGAAGAUGGGAUUACAUCUUCUCUACAAUCAAGAAAUUCCGACAGAAUCCCAGCUUCGUUCUCCCGGAUCGAUCAUGCGUCACCAUGACCGUCCCUUUCAUGGACUCUUAUGUCAAGCUUUUGAUCAAGACUUGCCAUCGUCGUGGGGUUCAUGCUAUGGGCGGCAUGGCCGCGCAAAUCCCAAUCAAAGACGACCCGAAGGCCAACGACAUAGCGAUGGAUAGCGUAAGAGCAGAUAAGCUUAGAGAAGUCCGGGCGGGGCAUGACGGCACAUGGGUGGCGCACCCAGCUCUUGCCAGCAUUGCUACGGAAGUCUUCCACAAAUUCAUGCCGACUCCAAACCAAAUGUUUGUCCGACGUGAAGAUGUCGUGAUCACGCGGAAUGACCUCCUCAACAUGAAUGUUCCCGGAAAAAUUACUGAAGAGGGAAUCAAGAAGAAUAUUGCCAUCGGCCUAGGUUACAUGGAAGGUUGGUUAAGGAACGUUGGCUGUGUCCCCAUCAACUAUCUCAUGGAAGAUGCAGCAACUGCAGAAGUGUCUAGGAGCCAGUUGUGGCAGUGGGCUAGGCAUGGGGUGACGACGGCUGAAGGCAAGAAGGUUACAAAGGAGUAUAAUCUGGCUUUGAUGAAGCAAGUUCUGCAAGAACUGUUAGCCAAAGCACCUAAGAGUAAUAAGUUCGAGGUUGCUGCACGAUACUUUGGCACCCAAAUCACUGGGGAAGAUUAUGCCGAUUUCCUUACAUCGUUGCUGUAUAACGAGAUAGUGUCAAUUGGAGGCGUUGCAUCAAAGUUGUGA